Arachis ipaensis is the source of this 777-nucleotide messenger RNA. The record is from RefSeq and is a predicted model, not a curated record. Lineage: Eukaryota; Viridiplantae; Streptophyta; Magnoliopsida; Fabales; Fabaceae.
AUGUCGAGUCACAGAUGCGGACACGGGCGAGGUAGAGGCAGACUAGGCAAUGCUAUGCCUGAAGCGACAGGGAAUAUUCCUAAUCAUGUGGACUUCAUGGCUGCUCUAGGGAACAUGGCCGCGGCGAUGCAAGUGACAGUCAAAGUUCUGGGAAACCAAAUAAAUAAUGGUAACAAUGGCAACAAUGGCGAUGAUGGUCCUAUGAUGCUUUCCUCCUUCCUGAAGGUUCAUCCUCUGACCUUUAGAGGAACCUCGAACCCUUCUGAUGCGAAUAACUGGAUACAAGCCAUUGAGCGAGCAUUACAGGCUCAGCAGGUUCCUAAAGAACAAUGGGUUGAGUUUGGGACCUACCAGCUGCAAGGUGAAGCUCAGCAUUGGUGGCAGGGCAUGAGUUCAGCCAAAAAUGCUAAGGAACUUGAAUUGCUUCAGCUGAAACAAGGCCAGAUGACCAUCACUGAGUGCACUAGCAGGUUUGAGGAACUGUGCCGUUUCUCACGGAUUUGUCAGGGAGCUCCUGAGGACUUUGCUGAGUGGAAGUGUAUCAAGUAUGAGGGAGGCCUUAGGAGCGAUAUUCUAAGCUUCAUUGCACCGAUGGAGAUUCGAACCUUCUCUGAACUGGUAAACAAAACCAGAGUUACUAAAGAAUGUCUGAGAAAGGCAGCAUUAGACAAGAGUGAUCACCGAAGCUCUGUUAGGAAAGAUCACGGAAGAAAUUUAGCACCUAGAGGUCAAGAUUUCAAGCGAGGCGGUAAUACUCCACCGCAACAUCAAGGCUAG